Molecule: messenger RNA, 1269 nt
Organism: Puccinia graminis f. sp. tritici CRL 75-36-700-3
Lineage: Eukaryota; Fungi; Basidiomycota; Pucciniomycetes; Pucciniales; Pucciniaceae
Exons: 3
Coding region: 1-1269 (422 amino acids)
Source: RefSeq, a predicted model, not a curated record
AUGGCCACAGGUAGUGAUCAAUCACGUAAGAUGUUCCUUAACUUUUACUUGAAUUUUGCCACUGGACCACAAUUCAAUUGGCCCAAGCUGACACAAGUGGUACUCAAUCCCUUCAAUCCCUUAGGUUUGGACCUUUACAUGAAGGCACAGGAGCUGGAUAGUCACCCGGCAUUGAAACCUAAAGAGCAGGCGCACGUGAAAUCCCUCUUGGCACUUAUCAAGGCAGAUAUUGAGAACUCUGAUGACGAGGGUGACGAUGAACGUAGAGCGGAAUCCGAUGCAACCCAGCUGGCGAACGACCUCCCUCCCUCGAGUGCUUCUCAUGAGAGCACACUCAGGGUUACUAGUAUGCCUGCUGUGCAGAGCCUGCAUGGUGAUGCUCCUAUCUCUCAUCCACAAUUGGAUUUGUCCUUACCAGCCCGUCCGAACUUUGACACCCCAACUCCCAUACACGAAGACCGUCAGUACGGCCUGUUUCGGUCAAUGGCUGUGCCCAAGGUCCUCGCUCGCACACCUUGUCCAUCCUUUGGCGAAUUCUCUAGGGUUGAUAAGACUCCUGUUGUUGACAACGGGUUCCCCAAUGUACUCAAUCCGGCCUAUGCCAACAUCCCGGACAAUUCCCCUGGACGUAAAAACAGCAGAGGAGAGACAUCUUAUUUGACGGAAGAAGGAGAUCGGUUUCUUGAUUCUGUUAUGGCCAGUGUCAACCAAAAUCAAAAUCUCUCUCCUGCGCAAGGAAACCCAGUCCCGCCGGUACCCACCCCCCCAGCUGAUAAACAACCGCCUCCUGCUAUACCUAAGCGGCAAUCCGAGCGUCCAGUGGUGAUUCGUGAGCGCCAGGAGCGGCGGCCAAAGUAUCGAUUCUCUACCGUCAUACUCGAAGGCAUUGAAGACAAUCAUACUGGGAAUUCGAGAAAGAACAGAAAUAGGGUGCCCGACUCUGAAGAGGAUGAAGCUGAUGAUCAUGGACAUUCAAAGAAAUCUAGGGUGGACGACGACUCUGAAGAGGACCCUGAUGCUGAAGGAAUUCCGGACGAUGGCGAGUGGUUUCAGCCCACCCAGCAGAAGCAACAAGUCGCAGUUAUUCUUGACCACGGAAUUGGUCAUCCAGCACAAUUCCGAAGCGGCCCAACACAGGAGGCAACCCCGCGUUAUCAUCCCUUGGUGGACGAUUUUAUAUCCUUGGAGUUGAUGAAAGGGAUGAGCAUUCCCCGGAACCCGAAUCUGGCCGUGCUCCAUAAGCAAUUCCAGCGUCAUUCUCCAAUCUAA